Metarhizium robertsii ARSEF 23 is the source of this 1515-nucleotide messenger RNA. RefSeq names its product DNA-binding protein. The record is from RefSeq and is a predicted model, not a curated record. NCBI's taxonomy places the organism in Eukaryota, Fungi, Ascomycota, Sordariomycetes, Hypocreales, Clavicipitaceae. The coding region runs from base 1 to 1515 and encodes 504 amino acids. The transcript has a single exon.
AUGCCUACACAUCGUGGCUUCUUGACAGCCUCUCUGGCGAAACUGGCACUCAUUGCACCAUUCUUGGCGCAGCAGGCCAUUGCCGGUGAUAUCGAGGCCCGGACCGUCGAAGUUGUUGCCACCACGUAUCUUGACCUGGGCCAUUGCCAAAAUGCAUGCACUACCAAGAAGUGGCAUGAGUGGCAGACACCAGGUCACGAAUCGCCGCCAUAUGCUACACACACCAUGCCUGCCAAAGAAGGUUGUGUGACUACAUCGAUAUCUACAAAGCACCCCGAGUGCCAAAAAUGUAGAGGAACUGUCUAUGUAUAUGUACCAAAGACGAAGCACCAUGCGAAGACUACCACGGUUACCAAGUCUGUUCACACCUCGACGCAGCACACCACUAAACCUACUACGGUCAAGACUUGGACCAGGCCCUCGUCUUCCAGCAAGCCUGUGACUGAGUCCAAGUCGUCUACCACCAAGAGAGAGCCAACAACUACAAAGAGAGAGACAACGUCUACAAAGAAGGAGUCGACUACUACAAAGAGAGAGCCAACGACUACCACAAAGAGAGAGCGAACGACUACCACAAAGAGAGAGUCGACGACCACGAAGACAUGGACAUGGCCUACUACAAAGAGAGAGUCGACGACCACGAAGAGAGAGUCAACGACUACGAAGAGGGAGCCUACGACUACUACGAAGAGAGAGUCAACGUCCACAAAGGCAGCGUCAACGACUACUAAGAGAGAACCAACGACCACCAGGACAUGGACAUGGACUACAACUAAACCACACUCUUCGACCAAGACGUCAGCUACGACGAAAGAGCCAACUUCAUCUUCAACGAGGACAUGGAUAUGGACAUGGACUUCAAGCAAGCCACACUCUUCCACCAAGACGUCGACUGCGACGAAAGAGCCAACUUCUACGAAGACAUGGACAUGGACCACAAGCAAACCACUCUCCACUAAGACGUCGACUGCGACAAAAGAGCCAACUUCCACCAAGAGAGAGUCAACGACUACAAAGAGAGAAUCAACAUCUACCAAGCGUGAAACGACUACCACGAGGACAUGGACAUGGACAAGCAAACCACUCUCGACCAAGACGUCGACUGCGACAAAAGAGCCAACUUCCACUAAGAGAGAGCCAACGACUACAAAGCGAGAGUCAACGACUACCAAGCGAGCACCAACGUCCAGCAAGCGUGAAACGACUACCACGAGGACAUGGACAUGGACAAGCAAACCACUCUCGACCAAGACGUCGACUGCGACAAAAGAGCCAACUUCCACCAAGAGAGAGUCGACGACUACAAAGAGAGAAUCAACGUCCACCAAGCGUGAAACGACUUCUACAAAGCGUUAUCCUCGUCCCACUCCUCAUCGGGAGCCGACCGUCGGUGAUGCCAAUGCAAUGUGCGGCAAUCACCAGAUCCUCUCAUGCUGUAAUUCAAAAAAUAGCGGUGGUCUCCUAAACAAUGUGCUGGGCGGCCAAUGCUCACCCAUCAAUCUUGUUGGUACGUGA